This is a messenger RNA of Paracoccidioides brasiliensis Pb18, 246 nucleotides long. RefSeq lists its product as uncharacterized. The transcript has a single exon. The record is from RefSeq and is a predicted model, not a curated record. The coding region runs from base 1 to 246 and encodes 81 amino acids.
AUGGUUGCAUUAUCUACUGUGCGUAUACCUAGGCACACACUUAUACACAGGACCUCCAAAAGCACGGGAAACACACACACCGGCUUAACCAUCUUCAACCUCUGUAUCGCUGGCACGGAAAACUCCGCUUUCUCGACUGGUAAGGCUGAAACGGAGAUUGGAACGGACGGCUCCAUCAGUGGGAUUCUGCGGGGCAAAUUUGUGAUUCUCACAUUGUCCGACGGCGAAGAUGGCGAUGGGGAAUAG